Messenger RNA from Manis pentadactyla (Chinese pangolin), 850 nucleotides. RefSeq names its product ral guanine nucleotide dissociation stimulator-like. Gene Ontology annotation, biological process: positive regulation of GTPase activity; Ras protein signal transduction. The record is from RefSeq and is a predicted model, not a curated record. Gene Ontology annotation, cellular component: plasma membrane. Gene Ontology annotation, molecular function: guanyl-nucleotide exchange factor activity. Lineage: Eukaryota; Metazoa; Chordata; Mammalia; Pholidota; Manidae. The transcript has 6 exons. The coding region runs from base 7 to 567 and encodes 186 amino acids.
AACUGCAUGACCUACUUCGGGUGCCAGUCAUACAACGGAAACAUUCUGCACCUGGCCCCCACCGUCUAUAAGAUCUUCAGAAAAUUUGAUGACGUGGCUAACUUCGUCAUCUCCUCCUGCCUUGGGGCCCCGAGCAUGACGGCCCAGGACAGGGCCCAAGUGGUGGAGUUCUGGAUCCAGGUGGCCAAGGAGUGUCUGGACCUCAAGAUUUUUGCAUCCCUCCACACUAUUCUCUUGGCCCUGCAGAGCCCUGCUGUGGGUCGUCUCAAAUGCACCUGGGGACAUGUUUCCUGGAAGAGCUCCAGGAUGCAUAAGAGGCUUAUGAAGGAGAAGUGGCUUAACCGGAAGUGGCUCUUUACAGAAAGUUCCAUUGUACGUGAGAUCAUGAGAUACAAGUACAUGGCCACGAUGUAUCACCUGGAACCCGAGGAGCACUUCAGGUCCUUCUUCCAGACCGUGGAGCCCCUGAAUGAGCAGGAGAGCUACACCCUGUCCUGCCAGCCGGAGCCCCCAGGGAAGAGGGCCGGCAGAAAGGGGCUCUUGUUCUUCAGGUCCCACAACAUUUAAACUUGGCGGCCAGAGCCAGCUGCUGUCAUCGCGCCCACGACCCAGCUGGUACCCUGGCUGCGUGCGGAGGAGAGCUUCCCCUUUGGACAGGAGGCACCCGGCGCCCCAGGACCCUGGUCUGCUUGUUGCUCCUCUUCCUCCCGAUGCUCAUCCUGAGCCUCGUCUGGGGCAGAUGCUCUUGCACCUCUUCCAUCAGCAGACUUGGGCAGCUUCCCAGGCUGCUGCUGCAGGCUCAAGGACCCGUACGUAGCUGCAGCCAAUGGAACAGACUGGAGAGCCCAGA